Molecule: messenger RNA, 1264 nt
Organism: Galleria mellonella (greater wax moth)
Lineage: Eukaryota; Metazoa; Arthropoda; Insecta; Lepidoptera; Pyralidae
Gene: CLS
Product: probable cardiolipin synthase (CMP-forming)
Exons: 5
Coding region: 80-1138 (352 amino acids)
Biological process (GO): cardiolipin biosynthetic process
Cellular component (GO): membrane; mitochondrion
Molecular function (GO): cardiolipin synthase activity
Source: RefSeq, a predicted model, not a curated record
UUUCAGAAAUGUAAACCUAUAUAUUUGUUUUGUAAAAAUUUUACUUUUAUUUAUUAAAUUAUAGGUUUAUUGAUAGUGCAUGUGGGAGAUUUCGUUUGGUUAUCGAAACAUCAAUAUGAGACUCUUAAGCCGAUAUUUCUUUGUUAAAUACGUAUAUACUGGGUUUCAAACAAGUACUAAUUACGAUAUUUCUUUUCGGCAAUAUAUGACUAUUGUUGCUAAUAAAUAUGCAUUAUCAAAAUAUUCCUCCGUUUUUUCAUAUACUGUAUUGGGAUAUUCAUCAGAUAACAAAAAACAAUUUUUAAAUUUAGAGAAAAAAACUGGAGCACUAAAAGAUGUCUUUGAACAUAGAAAAGAACGGUUAAAAGAUACAGAAUACAGAAUUCGACAGAAAGGCGAGGAAAUUGUUAGAGAUAUAAAACAGCAAAAAGAAAUUACUGGACAGAGAAUUAGGGAGAAAAAAGAACAUUUAAUAAAGGAUAUUUUAGAAACUAAGGCAAAAGUCAAAGUAAGAUUAGAGGAAGUUGUUGAGAGAGAAAAUGUGUUUACCAUACCAAAUAUAUUGUGUGUAACUAGAAUAGCAUUGUCUCCUUAUCUGGGUUAUGUAAUAUUACAAGAUGACUAUAAUUUAGCCUUAGGAUUGAUGGUGUUUGCAGGAAUCACUGACUUGUUGGAUGGUUGGAUAGCAAGAACUUGGAAAAGUCAAUCAUCGAAAAUGGGAUCAUUUUUAGAUCCCAUGGCAGAUAAAGUACUCAUAGCGACCCUCUUCAUUUCUCUCACAUGGCAAAAUUUGAUACCAUUAAGUCUGACUUUGUUAAUUGUGAGUCGUGAUGCUGCUUUGGUAACAGCUGGUUUUGUCAUUCGAUAUAUGAGUCUCCCACCUCCCAGAACACUUAGCAGGUACUUUGAUGUGACACAUGCUACAGCACAACUUGCACCAACAUUUAUAAGCAAAGUGAACACUGCAAUACAAUUAUUGCUGGUUGGAACUACUCUUGCAUCUCCUGUAUUCGGAUAUGCGAAUCAUCCUGCAUUACAAACACUCUGUGGUGUCACUGCCGUGUCUACAGUAGUAUCAGCCAUAAGUUACUUAGUUAGUAAGGACACCUAUAAGUUUCUAAAGAAAAAUCGCGAAUGACAUGAAAUCGCCUGAAAGAUUGUCUAAUAGUCUUCCAGAUAUUCUUUAGUAAUGUCAUAAUACCAAGAUAAAUUAUUUUGAAAUUGUAAAUUGUGCAAUGUACAGUAUGUAAAUAAAAGUUUUAAA